This is a messenger RNA of Branchiostoma floridae (Florida lancelet), 1870 nucleotides long. RefSeq names its product microfibril-associated glycoprotein 4-like. The record is from RefSeq and is a predicted model, not a curated record. Lineage: Eukaryota; Metazoa; Chordata; Leptocardii; Amphioxiformes; Branchiostomatidae. The transcript has 3 exons. The coding region runs from base 552 to 1097 and encodes 181 amino acids.
CAGGUUCAAGAUUUCUGUUAGGCUUAAGUCCCUUUUCAAAACAGAGGCCUGACCGGGAUGUUGUAGAAACGGAAAAAAGUGUUUAUCAAGAAGGAAUAUACACAUAUUAUGCUCAUGACUAUUCUUUACUUCCUGUGUGUUGUUUUGCCUUUUAUAUCAUAUUUGUCGUUUCCGAAAGCUGCCCGGGUUUGGAGUUGGGACUUGAGCCUUACAGGAUAAUCACAUUACGUCAUUAUUCGUUUCGGAAACUCACAUGGUGGUUUGGGUAGUGCCAGUUAGCUCCUGUGAUUUAAACAACAGGAGCUAAUUAACUCAUUUGCAUCAACAUAGUCUUAACUUGUUUGACCUUUAUAGCUUUUGGUCUAUUCAAAAUAGAAAACAUCAAUCUAAUAAUCACAGGGGUGUUUCAUACAUUGCAAAGUUUCCGAGAUGUACUUUGUUAAUUUCUUUUCCGUCCAUCAGAUUGCGCAGAGUACCAUGCAUCAGGACAGAAUACCAGUGGAGUCUACACCUUUGAUUUGUCAUCAUCUAGUGUGUGGGCGUACUGUGACAUGGAUGACGAAGGAGGCGGGUGGACCGUGAUCCAGCGGCGGCAGGACGGGUCGGUUCCCUUCAACCGGACCUGGGAGGAGUACAAACUGGGAUUUGGGAACAAGAACGGAGAAUACUGGCUGGGGAACGACAACACCCACCUCCUGACCACACGGAAAAGCUACAAAUUAAAAAUUGUCCUGGAUGACUGGAGUGGAGCCACGAAGUUCGCAGAGUACAGCACCUUCUGGGUUUCCGGUGAGGGGGACGGGUACCGCCUGCACGUUUCGGGCUAUUCUGGAAACGCAGGAGACUCCAUGGCUUACAGCAACGGGCACAGGUUCUCCACUGUGGACAGGGACAAUGAUGCCUACAGCAGCACCCAUUGUUCCCAGGCGCGCGGACAGGGCGGCUGGUGGUUUGGGGGCUGCAGCUUCUCCUACCUCAACGGCCGUUACCUGGGCAACUGUGGAAGCUCCUGUCCGCGGCUUCAAGGUGUGCUGUGGGUCCACUGGAGAGGCUUGAGAUACUCCCUGAAGUCUGUGACUAUGAAAAUCAGGCCAUAAACAGGGUUGCUUAGAACAUUUUCCGCGGAAUCUUGCCACACUUAUGUCUGGCGAUACUUACAUAUCAGUUUUAUAUCAUGAGCAGCGUAAUACAUUUAAGGAAAAGUAGACUAAAAUCAUUUGAUAUAUAUAUUCAUUUAACGGCCAUAUACGUGCUUCAGCAGAUUGAUGCUUCAGGUCAACUUGCAUUCUUAAUGUGACAUGUUGGACAAAUUGUUUAAAUAUUUCAUAUUAUCAUUUAAAGAAAAGUAGGAACGUGCGAAUAUAUGCAAAUGGGAAAGAUUUAGCCACUUAUCGUUAAUGUAGAGGAGUCAAAUACUUCGUGUAUUUUACUGUAAAAUCUGACAUAGAUGAUUUUCAUAAUUAGGUUUCAUUUCCAACACGACGUUCUGACGGUUGUUAUCUUAAAACUAUCAUUGAGUAUAAGAGAAUGCCAAGCCUAUAUGUAUUUCAGUACUCUUAUAAGUGAGUAGUUUUACUUUAAGUCUUCAAGAUACUGGAAUAGCCUUUUUGCUACAAUUCUCUCACUUGAUUAGGAAGGAGGCAGAAGAUAUUGAGGCAUGUAUUGGGCAUCAUAGUGAUACAGAUACAGAUUGUACUCAGUGUUUCUCUCUGUAAUCCUUUAGUUAUCACUAAGCAUCAGAGUUAUCAACUCAUAUUUUUCUGCAUGUAUCAAAGGUCAAAGGUUUGAAAUGACAAUGUGAAAGAUGCAAUUCUUUGCCGGUGGUAGAAAGCAUGGUAAUAUUUACAUUUAGAUUUAAGUACUUGCAUGG